Molecule: messenger RNA, 3056 nt
Organism: Acipenser ruthenus (sterlet)
Lineage: Eukaryota; Metazoa; Chordata; Actinopteri; Acipenseriformes; Acipenseridae
Product: EMILIN-3-like
Exons: 4
Coding region: 354-2744 (796 amino acids)
Cellular component (GO): extracellular matrix
Molecular function (GO): protein binding
Source: RefSeq, a predicted model, not a curated record
CUCAGAGUUGGUUUAGAAAGCCAUGUUAGCAGGUUGGAAUUGGCAAAACCUAGUUAUAGCUCUCACACUGCCUAUCCCUCUCUCUGCCUCUCUAUCUUCUCCUUCACUCUCAUUCGCUCACACCUGUCACAGAGCUCAGGAGCUCAGAAGAAAGAGGUCACACAGAUGUUCCAGCCUCAACUUUCCCUCACAGUCCUUUGAGAUCUCAAGCAGCGGGGCUUCAAAACUUUGAAAGUAAAAAUAACUUUGGAUUUUGGUUAACCAGUGAACGGCAAAGGAAGGACCGUGAACUGUGAGCUGUUUCCUUUCUUCUGUUUUAUUUUGGCUUUUUGGACCAAACCUGUAGUGCAGAGAUGAAACUGAAACAUCCUCAGAUGGUUCUCCAUCCCCUUCUGCUUGGGGUUUUCUUUGCUCUUGCUGAUGCCAAGGGAACCUUUUAUGGCAGCCCUUACAGGUACAACCUGUACACUUCAGGAUCCAGCCCACAUUACAACCCAGGCAAACCCAUGAGCCGACACAAAAACUUCUGCGCCUAUGUCGUUCAGAAGAACAUCUCGUGCACAAUGCAGGACGGCACAUCCACCUACGUCAAGGCAGAGUACAACAAGUGUACCUGGGGGCAGAAGUGCCCAACUGUCAUGUACCGCACCUUCUACAAGCCCAAAUACAAGGUGGGUUACAAGACGGUGACUGAACUGGAGUGGCGCUGCUGCCCAGGUUUCUCUGGGGAGGGCUGCCAUGAUGGGCCCACCUCCCUCCCUGAUCUGAUGCCCCCCUUUAAGGACUCAAUGACACCCCCGGGCUUCAAGGGGCAGCCUAGAGGACAUCCACAGGGACACCCUGAAAAACAUAGACCCUUUCCCAUUGGACAUCCUGAGCAGCAUAAACCAUUUCCUAUUGGCCACCCAGAACAACAAAGACCCUUUCCCAUUGGACAGCCUGAGCAGCACAAGAAGUCGUACUACGCUCGGAAGUUUCAGGGGGUGUUGGGCGAGCGUCUGGACCGCGUGGAGGCCAGCCUACGCCUCUCCUUGCGCGAGGACACCAACAAGAUGCUGGGCUCUCUGCUCAGCACCCCACCCCGGGGCUCCGACUCCAGCGUGGGCUUCGGAGUGAUCCCUGACGGCACCCCUGAGGGGCUGGAGGGAGGGGAAGGCUUCCUAGGCUUCGGGGAGCUGGCAGGGAAGGUGACAGAGGUGAAAGAUGAGCUGAGAACCAAGAGCCAGAUGCUUGAUGAGCUUCAUGGGAUGGUGGUCGGCCAUGAUGGGCAGCUCAAGCACCUGAUAGAGGCUGCAGCCGGAAGACCUUCUCCCAUAACCUCCCAGACACUUCUGGAGGAACUUGUGGACACCAAGCUGGCAGGGAUGCGCUCAGAGAUCCUGGACGGCUUUGAGGCACGCCUGUCUGGGCUGAAGAGUCAGUGUGAGGCCCGCAUUGAGGAGGUCCAGCGCCAGUGCCAGCAGGAGCACCUGAAUGGGCAGCACCACAUGGAGCAGUCCCUGGACGGCCGGGAGACGGGUCUCAGAAAAGAACUGGGCAACUUGCAGGCUCAGAUCCAGGGCCUGACGCUGACAGAGAGCUGCUGCACCCAAGUGUCCAGUCUUUCCCAGAGAGUCUUGCUGCUGGAGGAAGGCCUGAAAAGCCUGGCCGAAUCCCAGAGAGUUCAGCAAUCCAGCAUAAUCGGGCAGGCGGCCCAAGUGGAGACCUUCUUUGAUGGGCGGCUGGAUGAGAUAGAAGCCAGGCUGAAUGCCACAGAGAAGGCAGACACAGAGGAGAAGAUGAAGGGAUAUGUGGGCUCCGAGGUGGACGGCUUUAAGACUCUUCUGGACGAGAAGCUGAGGAUGUUGGAGGAACGGCUUUUCGUAGCAGUGGAGGAACUCGGUAACGCCACCGCUCCAGCUGUCCUGGAAGGUCAGGCUGUUCCUGCUCUGGAGACAGAGCUGGAGGCCCUGAGGAAGCAGGCUCAGGGAGGUCUUGAGGGGGUGCAAAGCCGAUUGACCGACCUGGAGACCCUGUGCUCCUCAGCCUGCCCGCACGCCGCUGGAGAGGUUCAAAAGCUCCACAGUGAGAUGGAGGAGUGCUGUGAGACGGACAAGAAAGUGUCGGGUCAGCUGGAUUCCCACGCAGACCUCCUGAGGAGGCUGAAUGGCACGCUGCAGGAGAUCCUAGCCAGGCUGGCCCGGAAGGAGGAGGAAGGGUCAAUCCAGGGAGAGAUCACUCUGCUGAAGAUCAACGUCAGCACAGUCAACCGCUCCCUCAAAGGACUGCAAGAAUCCAUCAGCAUCUACGCCCAGGAGGUGAGCCAUGCCAACUCCACCUGGCAGCAGCACGAGCUGAAGAUGGCAGACCAGGUCCAGGGAAUCCAGCAGCUGGUGGGGCGGCAGGGAUCUCAGCUUGGCUUCAGCGAGCGCCGGCUCCACCAGCUGAAGGGUGAGCUGCAGAGCCUGAAACACAGGCUGACUGGGGAGCUGAAGGGGUGCAAGAGUGCUGCUCUGGGAGCCCAAAAAGAGAUCACCCAGGUAGAUGGGAGGAUCUCGCAGGUGGAAGGGCUGUGUGGCAGCCUGGGAGACCUGGCAGGAGACCUGGAGAGAAUCCGAGGAGAGCUGGAGAGUCAUUCUGAUGAUUACUUGGCCCAGGUGAAUGGGACACUUUCCACCCACUCUCACCAGCUAGCUGAGCUGAAGGAUGGGCUUAAAGACUGUCUGGACAAAUCGGGUGGUGCAGAAAAAAGGAACGACCAUUAGGUUUGGAAUUAGGGGGGAGGGAGUUCAACAAGAUUUUAUAUCAAAGGGGCAUUUUUGUUUUCACUUUUUUUAUUAAUUAACUGCCAUUCUUAACUUAUAUGAAAAAAGACUGUAAUGUGAUAUAUUAGUAAUAUUUUUUAAAAAAAGAACAAAGAUAACAGAAACUAAUAAGCUGCUAUGGGUUCAUUCUGGCAAGUCAAUUCUACUCGAUUUUACUGUUUCAAAUGGUGCUAAAGUUUUUGUACAUGUUUCUGUUUCGUGUGAAUAACAUGAGUUUGUAAAAAAAAAAAAUCAAAAAUUCAUUUUCUCUCA